UUCUGAGGUUGGCGGUUUUGUUAAUUUAUAACGGGUUUUUGUUGCUGUGUUACUCAGAGAGAGAUUGUACAAAGUGUUUGUUGUAAUGCUUAUGUUAAUUUUGCUAUGACCUUGGUUUUUGUGUUGGUUUUUGGCAUUGGAGAUGGAGGUUUAGAGAGGUGAAAAAUGCAGAGAAGGUGUUUAGUUAAAUGCAGCUAUAACGUGGGUUUUGGUAUAGAUGGGUUUGAUGAAGUGCAGCUAUAAAGUGGAUUUUGGUAACGAUGAUGCAGUUUGGGUUAUUUGAGUACUGACAAAUUAUGAUGUCCCAUGGAUGGGCUAGACGUGUUCCAUUCUAGACGAACACACACACACUUAUGUAUAACAGAGCAAAUUUAUGUAAAUUAAAGCAGCUAGAGGGAGAAUAAUUGCAUGGAAGAAGAGGCUUACGGCUGCUUGGCUUGUUGAGGCCUAACUGAACAAAUUGAUCAAUGAAGUGCAUAUAAUCGAACUAUAUAUAAGAGUAAAGAAUUAGAAGGAAAGAAAAGAUGAGCGUUGUGCCAAAGGAGGCAAUUGAGGUCGUUGCACAGAGCAUUGGAAUCACAAAUUUGUCCCCAGAUGUUGCUCUCGCUCUUGCUCCUGACGUCGAGUACCGGGUCCGCGAGAUCAUGCAGGAGGCAAUUAAAUGCAUGCGCCACUCGAGGCGGACUAGUCUGACAUCCGAUGAUGUGGAUAGUGCUCUUAAGUUAAGAAAUGUGGAUCCAAUAUAUGGCUUUACAUCUGGAGAUUCCCUGAGGUUCAAAAGGGCUGCUGGACACAAGGAUUUAUUCUAUAUUGAUGACAAGGAUGUGGAACUUAAAACCGUGAUUGAAGCACCUUUGCCUAAAGCACCACUUGAUACAUCAGUUACUGCUCACUGGCUGGCAAUUGAAGGUGUUCAGCCUGCAAUUCCAGAAAAUGCUCCAGUUGAAGCACUUGCAGUGCCAUCUGAUGGCAAAAAAUCUGAGAACACAGAAGAUAGACUUCCCAUUGACCUUAAAUUACCUGUUAAGCAUGUUCUAUCCAGGGAGCUUCAGCUAUAUUAUGAAAAAAUCAAAGAGUUGACUGUGAAUAAGUCUGGUUCCGUCCUCUUCAAACAAGCAUUAGUGAGCUUGGCAACAGAUUCAGGACUGCAUCCCUUAGUUCCUUACUUCACAUACUUCGUCGCUGAUGAGGUUACACGUAAUUUAAAUAAUUUCCCUCUCCUAUUUGCUUUGAUGCGUGUUGUUCGAAGGCUUCUUCAAAAUCCACACAUUCAUAUCGAACCUUAUCUACAACAAUUGAUGCCAUCUGUUAUUACAUGCCUUGUCGCAAAAAGAUUAGGGAAUAGAUCUUCUGACAAUCAUUGGGAGCUUAGGAACUUCACAGCAAACCUAGUUGCUUCAAUAUGCAAAAGCUUUUUCAGAUAUGGGCAUGUUUAUCACAAUCUUCAGCCACGUGUCACAAGGACUCUGCUUCAUGCAUUCUUAGACCCGACCAAAGCAUUGCCUCAACAUUUUGGUGCUAUUCAGGGACUAGCAGCCCUUGGACCCAAUGUGGUUCGUCUGCUCAUAUUACCAAAUCUUGAGCCAUAUUUGCAACUGUUGGCACCAGAAAUGCUACUUGAGAAGCAAAAGAACGAAAUGAAGAGGCUUGAAGCUUGGCGUGUUUAUGGGGCCUUGCUGUUUGCGGCUGGCCAAUGCAUGUACGAUCGGCUCAAGAUGUUCCGCAGUUUGUUCUUUCCACCAACUCGUGCCAUCUGGAAGAUCAAUGGAAAAGUUGCAACUACCAUGCUAAAUAAACGCAAGGCGAGCACGGACAACUUGAUGCAGCAACCACCACACAAAAAAAUAGCAACAGACGGCACAAUGGGUGUAAUACCAACGAACUCCAUUCAAACUGACAGGCAAGGGGCUGCAGGUGGGUAUUCAACUGCUGUAGGGGGCUCCAAUGUUGGUUUAUCAUCAAUGUCACGGCCGUUACCAACUGAAAACAUGUCUGGAAAGGAGGUUGGUGGUAGAGUGGCAAAAGCGUCCACUGUUGUCUCUCAGGCUUGGAAGGAGGACAUGGAUGCAGGACAUUUGUUGGCAUCUUCGUCUGAAUUUUUUGGUGAAAGUUUGUACUCCUUUGCCCCAAAACCUGAGUUGUCCUUCUUCUUGUGAUUAAUUCAAUAUCAACAGGAGUAAUCAUUCUCUAGAAUGUGUAAAUUAUCUGUUAAAUUCUUGUUUUGACAUGAGGGUAUAGAUACUGAGCAAAUAUGUAAAAUCUGUUGAUAAAUGUCGAUUAGUCUAAAAUUGGAAGUUGAACGCCAACUUUGUAGGAACCUCUCUUCUAAUGAUAAUUUGUUUACAAUA
Molecule: messenger RNA, 2348 nt
Organism: Alnus glutinosa
Lineage: Eukaryota; Viridiplantae; Streptophyta; Magnoliopsida; Fagales; Betulaceae
Product: transcription initiation factor TFIID subunit 6-like
Exons: 14
Coding region: 525-2156 (543 amino acids)
Biological process (GO): transcription initiation at RNA polymerase II promoter; RNA polymerase II preinitiation complex assembly
Cellular component (GO): transcription factor TFIID complex; SAGA complex; SLIK (SAGA-like) complex
Molecular function (GO): protein heterodimerization activity; RNA polymerase II general transcription initiation factor activity; transcription coactivator activity
Source: RefSeq, a predicted model, not a curated record